This is a messenger RNA of Phascolarctos cinereus (koala), 879 nucleotides long. RefSeq names its product ATPase H+/K+ transporting subunit beta (gene ATP4B). Gene Ontology annotation, cellular component: sodium:potassium-exchanging ATPase complex. The record is from RefSeq and is a predicted model, not a curated record. NCBI's taxonomy places the organism in Eukaryota, Metazoa, Chordata, Mammalia, Diprotodontia, Phascolarctidae. Gene Ontology annotation, biological process: intracellular sodium ion homeostasis; potassium ion import across plasma membrane; sodium ion export across plasma membrane. Gene Ontology annotation, molecular function: ATPase activator activity.
AUGGCAGCUUUACAAGAAAAAAAGACCUGCAGUCAACGGAUGGAAGAAUUCCGCCACUACUGCUGGAAUCCGGACACAGGGCAGAUGUUGGGAAGGACCUUGUCUAAGUGGGUGUGGAUUAGUCUCUACUAUGUGGCUUUCUAUGUGGUGAUGAGUGGGCUGUUUGCCCUUGCCAUCUACUCUUUAAUGCAGACAAUAGAUCCAUACACACCAGACUACCAAGAUCAAUUAAAGUCACCAGGGGUGACAUUAAGGCCAGAUGUUUAUGGUGAAAGAGGUCUACAAAUCUUCUACAAUGUUUCUGAUAACACUUCCUGGAAAGAUCUUACCCAGACACUUCAUAUGUUUUUGUCAGCUUACUCUCCAGAGGCACAAGAGGAAAAUAUAAACUGCUCGUCCGGGCAGUACUUCAUUCAGAAAGAAUUUCAUGCUCCAAAUCACACCAAGUUUUCCUGCAAGUUCACAGCAGAUAUGCUUCAUAACUGCUCAGGCCUGACAGAUCCUAAUUUUGGAUUUGAGGAAGGAAAACCAUGUUUCAUCAUUAAAAUGAAUAGGAUAGUCAAUUUUCUCCCUAGCAACAACAACACCGUUCCCAGGGUGGACUGCACAUUCCUAGAAAAGGACCACAAAGACUUCAAACCUCUAGAAGUGGACUACUACCCAUCCAAUGGUACUUUUAGUCUACACUACUUCCCUUAUUAUGGGAAAAAAGCACAGCCCCACUAUAGCAAUCCACUAGUAGCGGCCAAAUUCCUCAACAUUCCCAAGAACAAAGAAGUUAUCAUAGUGUGUAAAAUCAUUGCAGAGAAUGUAAGUUUUGACAAUCCUCAUGAUCCAUAUGAAGGCAAAGUGGAGUUCAAACUUAAAAUCCAGAAGUGA